Messenger RNA from Vollenhovia emeryi, 2044 nucleotides. RefSeq names its product reticulon-4-interacting protein 1, mitochondrial-like. Gene Ontology annotation, molecular function: oxidoreductase activity. The transcript has 8 exons. The coding region runs from base 423 to 1919 and encodes 498 amino acids. The record is from RefSeq and is a predicted model, not a curated record. Gene Ontology annotation, cellular component: mitochondrion. Lineage: Eukaryota; Metazoa; Arthropoda; Insecta; Hymenoptera; Formicidae.
CGCUCCGAAAUGAAACCAAACAAGUCCGCUCCGUAACCGGUACAUAUGUGUGUACGCACGAGCGCGAGCUAACCUAUCCGCGACGUGCCAAUGUCGAUUUAAAGGAGGGCUCAGUCUCCGCUGCGAGCGCGACAUGACGAGCGAGUUUAUCUGUCCGGUUGGGAGACGUUGACCCGCGAGGAUGCUCGUCGGCCCGUCAUCGUCGCGCCUUGCUGCACAAACCUGAUAUUUCUAUUUCGAGUCGUCCCCAUGCGUUAAUCGUUUAUUUAUAAACGUCGCCGUGCUUCUCCAACUGACGUUUGUCGCGGGGCCCUCGCGCACUCUCGCGUUGUAAAAUGUGCUGAGCUUCGUUGCCCCCCCCCCCUCUCUCUCUCUUCGUCCCGUUGUUUUUUCUUUCCUUCCAUUUUCGUUGUGUACAAAUUAUGGACGAGGUUUGGUUCCACCUCUCGAAUCAGUUCGAGACGUUGCAGGUAAUCCGAUUCUCCUCAGAUCUCCCCGCGCCUGCCCCGACGUGCUUGCUUUAUGUUCAGGCAUCGGUAGCGGCGCAACAGGGACAGCAGUGGUGCGCGGCAUGGCUGGCCCAGUUGCGACAGUUGAUCCUGCAGCUUUGCGACGAGCAGCACGCACGGUACGCCAAGGACAUCGUGCUGCGCGUGGCUGCCUCCGUGCAGAGAGGGUGGCAAGAGGUUCAGUUUCAAUAUUACAGUACUCAAUGGCACACGGUAGACUUUUACCGCCAGUUAGGGGCCUUGUGCGCCAGCAAAGUGUCGAGGAGAGAAGCGAUGUUUUGCCUGACUGGCCUGAUGAUCGGAACCGCGACGGGCUACUACAUCGGCGUAAAUUGGAAACCCGCCUCUCGACACGUACAUUAUAUAAAAACUGUUGCGUGCCAUCAUUACUACGGUAUCGAGGGUGUGUUGAUGGUAGACGAUUCCGAAAUGCCGACGAUUAAGAAAUCGAACGAACUGCUUAUACAAGUUAAGGCCGCCUCGCUUAAUGUUAUCGAUACGAAGAUAUGCUCCGGUUACUCUAGGAUUUAUAGAAGAUUACUGAAUUCGGGAAAACAGAAAGAACUGCCUGUAACUUUAGGGCGGGAUUGCGCGGGGGUGGUAGUCGACAUUGGUCAAGGCGUUGCCAACUUCGACAUCGGAGACGAGGUGUUCUUAGCCGUGCCGUCGUGGGCUUCCGGCACGAUGGCGGAAUAUAUCAUUGUUCCAGAGACGCAAGUAGCAAAACGGCCUAAAUCGUGUAACUUCGAAGCCUCCGCCAGCUUACCGUACAACGGUUGCCUGGCGUGGGACGCUUUAGUUAACAGAUCCGUCAUCAAGGAAGGCAACGCCAAAGGGAAACGAGUUCUCGUUUUUGGCGGAAGCACUCCGAUCGGUUGUAUCUUGACGCAAUUAAUUAAGUUAUGGGGCGGAUAUGUAGUAACCGCUUGCCGAACGGACGCCGUGCCUGUGAUGAAGGCAUUGGGUGCCGACGAAGUUAUAGUAAUAAACGAAACCGACGUCGAGAAGGAAUUACAAUUGCACGAUAAGUACGAUGCGAUCUUUUAUACUGAUACUCAGCCUUUUCAAGAAUAUAUUUUAAAGAAACACUUAUUGCCUCAUGGCUCCUAUGUCUCAACUGUCCCCGAGCAAUUGACGUCGGACUCGCUGGGAUUUAUUUGUGGGAGUAUAUUUGCUGGCUGUGUCAGGAUAAAAUUAUUGGUUCAGUACAUGUUCGGAUUUAACAUGCAUCAAUGGAAGGAGGGGGCGAAGCUGAACGUCACGUAUUUACGAGCGUUGUGCGAGCUGACCGAUGGGAAUCAUUUGCAAACGGUUGUGGACAGGGUGUAUGCGCCAUACAAUAUCGAGCGAGCGUUGCACCACGUCUUAGAUCCGAACUCUAUUGGUAGUACGAUUAUAACGUUUCAGUGACAAUGUCGUUGGAAGAAAUUUAUAUCGCGACUACGUAUAUUUUGUAUAUAACAGUGUAUAAUUUCGGCGGGUAAUCACUGCCGUAUACUGUUAAUAAACAUUUUUCAUCAUUGCUUACCGAGAAA